AUAAUUAAUAUAAUAAUAAUAAUAUAUAAAGUUAGUUAAAGGUUAUACAGGAAUAUUGACCAGUUUUCAGACUUAUACAAAAUUAUUUUCUCAGGUAUCACCAUAUCUGUGUCUAUAGAAACUGUUUUAUACACAGCUUUAUAAACAGUAGCAGUAAAAAAGCCAGUAGACAUAAUUUAGACAAUUGAUUAUUAACCAUUAUCUUGAGCCAAUGUUACAGAAACAUAGGGUUUACUUCACAGAAGUAAUGUCAAUUAGCUUCAAAUUAUAGCUGAACCUAAAAAAAAAUAGAGAUGUUUUUGGUAUUAAAGUGAAUUUCAGUAUUAAUAAGGGGUGGACAGACCUUCAAAAACUCUAAUAUGCAGCCCUGACCAAUGUUAUGGUUGCCCAGAAACCUGAAUGACUUGGCAAAAAAAUGGUAGCAUAAAGCAAUUGAUUAUGGUGAGCUAGUUAGCUAGCUAGGCCACUAACAAACAAAUUAGGAUAAAAAAAAAUCUGUGAUGAUGUAGCAGUAGGCUAUAUCCUUUUCUAAGAAAGUGUCUGAUUUAGCACAUCAUGUUUGCAGUCUUGAGAAAAUGACAGUAAGUCUCUGAACAAUGUUUGUGCAAGGCAUGUGGCGCUAGCAGGAGAGUUCAACAGUUUCCACAUAGACACAUGUUUUUGAUUGUUAUAUGUACAUGCAAAUAAAUCUGACCAGUAAAAGGUGAUGUACAGUAUGUAGUGUAACCAAGCAUAUUUUAUUUAAAUAUACUUACGGAAUAAAAACUAUAAGACUAUAGCAAUUAAGGUUUUUCUGUCUUUGAACUGGACUGAAUGUAAAAUAGUAACCCAGACAUGUAGUAUGGGCUGUUUACUUUUUAUAUUUCUACAGAAAAGAUUUACAUUUCGAAGAUUUACAUUCCUCUGCCAUCCACUAUUAAGGAAAUUUUAAGCUGAAAAAAAAAAAUCUCUGUGCUUCUUAAGUGAGAAUGACUGCACUAUGAAUGAUGUUGGAGUGAAGUAUCCAGACUUUGCUGUUUACUGAGUACAUUGAGUACACUACAAACUGACAAAACUGUGCACUAUAUAACUUUUUUGAUUGUGAUUUAGGAUGCAACAUGGCAACCCAAUAACUACAGACUGCAUGCUGUACAGUACAUUGUAAAUGUGUACUAACAAACCGGUUUAUCUCCUUAGUAAUGGCCAUGCAGAAAAGACCACUUAGAAAGCUGUUAAGUCCACUUCCUCCCCCUGGCCAUGAUUUCCGAGUUGGAUUGCUGCAACUUAAGAACGGUCAAAGGAUGAAGCCCUUGCAAGUAUUCCCCCAGGUGGGAGAGCUUCCUGCUGUGGCAGGUUUAUUGCUCUACCCAGAUAAGUGUGAGAAGAUGGUAACAACGUCAGAAAUAGCUUUUGGUCCCAAACCUUAUGCCAGGACUGAACCACAGAAGAUGCUGAAGUGUAGUCUGACUCUGGAGGGGGAUCAAAGCUACGUAACAACCAACCAAGAAGCUUAUCCAGCUCAGGCUUUAUACGGUGAUCCGUUGAUGAUGAUGAUGAUGAUGAGAAAAAGCUUAGUUAGACGUGAAAGGACACCAACAUCACACUACCAAACACACUACCAACAGAGCUUCGUCCGACCACAGUGUAUUUAUGGGAGGAGACUUCAAGCCCUGCCCCGCCCUGAUAACCUCGCUAUCAACCCAGCACUGAGGGCUGACUUUAAGACAGUCCAAAUGGAGACCUACCCAGGAUGGGACACCUGUCUUUACUCUCGUCCUCUUCCGGCUAAACUGAAGGAGCAACUGUCACUUAAAGAGCAGUCACCUGCUGCAGGAAUGACUUCCAGAGCUGGCUCUUCGGUCAACGGCAGAUGAUCUGAAAAUGUCCAGACUGCCCAUCAGAACCAUGGAAUGAAGAAAUACCGCUGCUUUACCAAAGUCACUAUCAAAUCUAGCACACUGUUAAAGGCAUGAUCAGGAAAUUCUAAUUUAAAGAGUUUUCCACUUUACUCCAAAUUUAGCUCAUUAAAAAGAUAUUCGACCUUUCAUGCAUAUGUUAAUGUUCAAAAGUGAAGAAGCAUCUUCAUUUUUUAUUGAAGCUAUAAGCCUAAUGUGGUGUAAGCAGUGGAUAUCAUUAUUAACCAUUUAUUCACUUAUAAAAUGCAUUUGUAAAAAAAAAAAGGUACAUAUUUAAGUGUAAGCACAAAGCAGGUCUGAAUUAUUAUAGAAAUCACUAAUGUUGAUGGAAGUGUGCUGAAGAAAAUUAUCAAUCUAAAUAGUGUCACAGUGUGUCUGGGUAACAUCAUCCCUACAGAUCUACAUACAUGUGCUGGUUGUUUAAAUGUGAUGGUGUGCACAAUUAUGUAAAGUCUACACUCCGUAACACUUGUGUUCUGUUUGGGUCAAUGUAAAACCAUCAUAUUAUUCUUCCCCAUUGAGAAACUUUGUGAUUCUUUAAAUAAAU
Messenger RNA from Hemibagrus wyckioides, 2442 nucleotides. RefSeq lists its product as uncharacterized. NCBI's taxonomy places the organism in Eukaryota, Metazoa, Chordata, Actinopteri, Siluriformes, Bagridae. The transcript is spliced from 5 exons. The record is from RefSeq and is a predicted model, not a curated record. The coding region runs from base 1179 to 1853 and encodes 224 amino acids.